Molecule: messenger RNA, 507 nt
Organism: Lutzomyia longipalpis
Lineage: Eukaryota; Metazoa; Arthropoda; Insecta; Diptera; Psychodidae
Product: defensin-like
Exons: 2
Coding region: 106-402 (98 amino acids)
Biological process (GO): humoral immune response; defense response to bacterium
Source: RefSeq, a predicted model, not a curated record
GUAUCAGUUGAAUUUUGCAAUUCAUUCAGAACACUGCCAAAGUUCCUUGAAUCCGAUUAAGUUGAAGUGAACAAGUGACUUUGAGUCUAAACCUAUAUAGUCAAAAUGCGUGCUCUGUUGAUCUCUUUUGCCGUUGUUGUUGUUGUUGGAGUAGCCACUGCCUACCCCUCAACCUUUGAGGAAGUUGAUUUUUCAAACGAUGAAGAUCUCCUUCCGAGUGUACAUGAUUUUGAGGAUCCAUCCUUUAUGCAACCGGAAAUUCAUUCUCGCCAAAAGAGGGCUACCUGUGAUCUUCUGAGUGCUUUUGGUGUUGGACAUGCUGCUUGUGCUGCUCAUUGCAUCGGGCAUGGAUUCAGGGGUGGAUACUGCGACUCAAAGGCUAUCUGCAGAUGCAGGCGAUAAAUUUAUGGAUAUCACUGCGGAAAUUUUACUUUUACCAACGAUUUGUGUUUAUUUUUGUAAAAGAAAUUAAUUUGAAUUCAAUAAAUACUUAUUUUAUUAACAAAA